Drosophila nasuta is the source of this 3839-nucleotide messenger RNA. It is a transcript of the gene trh, whose product is annotated as PAS domain-containing protein trachealess. Gene Ontology annotation, biological process: regulation of transcription by RNA polymerase II. NCBI's taxonomy places the organism in Eukaryota, Metazoa, Arthropoda, Insecta, Diptera, Drosophilidae. The coding region runs from base 455 to 3367 and encodes 970 amino acids. Gene Ontology annotation, molecular function: RNA polymerase II transcription regulatory region sequence-specific DNA binding; DNA-binding transcription factor activity, RNA polymerase II-specific; protein dimerization activity. The transcript is spliced from 10 exons. The record is from RefSeq and is a predicted model, not a curated record.
AUAAAAAACGAAGAGAGAAAGAAAAGAAUUAACUGGCCAAAAGUCGAUAGCUCGCUAAUUUGAAUGCCAAUCGAAGCCCUGUCUGCUGUCUGACUGACGCUUCCCGACGUUAGUUUUCCGUGCGUGUUACGCCCACGCUCCGUGACUUUGUCUACGUGUGUGUGUCUGUGUGUAUGUGUGUGUGUCUGUGUCCAAGGAUAAUUGAAGACAGCAACUGACACGUACGCGUGCUCCAAUUGCCAGACAGACAACAAAAGGAUGCGUCGUUGACCCCCAAGAAAAAGUGUGCCAAAAAAAACGAAACCAAAACCAAAACAAAACCCAAUCUCCAAAGUGCAAUAUUGGAUAAGAAAAUGUGCCAGUUCUAAAAGUCCAAGUCUUCCAAGUGUUACACGCACAACAUUUUUCCACUUUUGACAAAACCGGGUCGAAAGCACUUUUGUGAAGCACAGAUAUGAUGCCCUAUCAGGCGGUGGCCAUGGACUAUGCCGGCUAUCAGCGGCAGCCAACGCCAGGUCAUCCGGGCAGUCACAUGAUCGGCUCCCUGGGCAUGUCAGCGGUCCCAUUCACGCCCUCGUGGAUGGUCCCCGCCCAGGACCUUUGCGGCAUGUCCCCGUACAACAAAAUGCCUAACCAACAUCAGCCGGGCGCACCCGGAAUGCACUCACAACAGCAACCCAUCGAACCGGGCAUUCUUGAGCUGCGCAAGGAAAAGUCACGAGAUGCUGCACGCUCGCGACGUGGCAAGGAGAACUAUGAGUUCUAUGAGCUGGCCAAGAUGCUGCCCUUGCCGGCAGCCAUCACCAGCCAGCUGGACAAGGCUUCCAUUAUAAGACUGACCAUAAGCUAUUUGAAAUUGAGAGACUUUUCCGGUCACGGAGAUCCGCCAUGGACCCGCGAGGCUUCCAGCAGCAGCAAACUCAAAAGUGCAGCCAUUCGACGCAGUCCCGCCGUUGAUUUGUUCGAGCAACAUCAGGGCACCCACAUACUACAGUCGCUGGAUGGCUUUGCUUUGGCGGUGGCAGCGGAUGGUCGCUUCCUGUACAUAUCGGAAACGGUGUCCAUCUAUCUGGGACUGUCGCAGGUGGAGAUGACUGGCAGCAGUAUAUUCGACUACAUCCAUCAGGCGGAUCAUGCGGAAAUCGCCGAGCAGCUGGGUUUGAGUUUAACCAGCGGCGGGGGCGGAGGAGGAGGCGGUGGCGGUGGCGGUGGCAGCAGCGGCAGCGGUGCAGCAGGCUUGGCAUCGCCCACAUCGGGCGCCUCCGAUGAUGGGAGUGGCACACACGUUGCUGCCUCGAUGACGCAGGCUUCCACCAGCGGCUACAAAGGCUAUGAUCGCAGCUUCUGUGUGCGCAUGAAAUCGACACUGACGAAACGUGGCUGUCACUUUAAAUCCUCUGGCUAUCGGGCCAGCGAUGCAACGAGCAAUUGCAACGGUAACAAUAACAAUGGUAAAAAUGUUAAGAACCCGGCCUCAAACUAUUCGGUUGUGCUACUGCUCUGCAAGCUGCGUCCUCAGUACACCUUCUCGCACACCCGCAAAUCGCAGCCGCCCCUUCUGGGCAUGGUCGCAUUGGCCAUUGCGCUGCCGCCGCCCUCAGUCCAUGAGAUUCGUCUCGAGUGCGACAUGUUUGUCACCCGCGUCAACUUUGAUCUGCGCGUUGCGCACUGCGAACCAAGAGUUUCGGAUUUGCUGGACUAUUCACCCGAGGAUCUCGUCAACAAGAGCAUGUAUUCGCUCUGUCAUGCUGAGGAUGCCAAUCGCCUGCGCAAAAGUCACACAGAUUUGAUCGAAAAGGGUCAAGUGCUGACUGGCUACUAUCGACUGAUGAACAAGAACGGCGGCUACACUUGGCUUCAAACUUGCGCCACAGUCGUUUGCAGCACCAAGAACGCCGACGAGCAGAACAUCAUAUGCGUCAACUAUGUUAUCAGCAAUCGGGAGAACGAGAACCUUAUACUGGACUGUUGUCAGCUGGAACCGAGUGUGGACAGCAUCAAGCACGAAGAGGGAUUGGGCAAUGAUAAGAGCAGCGGUUCACCUGGAGGUGAUGCCAAUGUCGAUGGCAACACGCAUCUCAGUGCUGGGGAUAUGAAGCUGGGACUUGGUUCCCCUAAGACCGAUCCCGAGGGACACACGCAACGUGGUCGGGGACGCAAUGGGACGACGACGCAUGGAAGUCUCAAUAGUUUGGCGCUGAUCAAGGAUAGUCCAACGCCGCUGGGCGUGGAAGUCGAUGGCGUGCUGCCCGCCACAGUGGCCACGCCCGUGCCCACGCCCACGCCCACCACGAGCGGCACCACGAAGCGCAAGCGGAAGAGCAAGGCGGCACAGCAGGCAGAGGAGCAAGCGGAGCAACAGCAGCAACAACAACAACAGGCGGAGCAGCAACCGUUGAGCAAGUUGCCAGCACUCGAGCAGCGAGAUGCAGUGCAACAGCCAAGGAGUCGCCUGCCUUCGAUUGUGGACGAACAGCCGACAGCUGGAGCUGCGGAUUCGGCUGUCAAGGAUCUGGAACAUGCCAUGUCCAAGCAUCUGCCUUCACCCACAACCAACAACAACAACAACAACAGCAACCAGCCCAACACAGACUUCAGUGCGGAUGCGCUGCUCAAGCAACAACAACAGCAGCAACAACAACAACAGCAGCAGCAGCAUGAUCCCAACGAGAAGAGCAGCACCAUCCAGUGGAUAGGUGCUCCGUAUCAGCAGCCACCGCACAUGCCGGCCACAGCGUUGCUCCGUCAGCUGCACGCCGUGAAUCGCGAGAGCGUCAUCCGGGCUACGGCCAGGCAAACGCCCACCGGAGUGGGCGUGUUCUAUGGCGAGCAGCAGGGCGGUCCGCUGCCGACGCCACCGGGCAGCGAAUCCUCGUAUGAGAAUCAAUAUCUGCAACUGCAUUCGGCGGCAGCGGCGCCGUCGGUGGCACGUCCUGGGAGCCAGAAGGGCGCCAAUCUCUCGGAUGCGUUCACCAAUCUGGUGUCCACCUACGGUGGCUAUCACAGCUCCAUUGACUAUCACAACGCAAUGACGCCGCCGAGUUCGGUGUCGCCACGCGAUAGCAACAACUCCGCCAAGGCACCUCCCUCGGCUGCUCUGGUGGUCAACGGUGGCUACGACUACGCUGAUCCACUGAGGGGUCAAUAUGCCACUCCGGUGGAUGCCUCCUCGGCGACUACGUUGCCAUUGAAGCCACAGGCGUAUACGGCGGCGAUGCAUCCGCAUGCGGGGCAUGCCACAACGACAACGGAGGGCGGCGUCACCUACAGCAAUCUGGAUCAGCCGCAGUACUUUGCACCGCACUCGAGCUUCCAUCUGUAUCACAAGGGCAGCCCCGCCAGCGGCUGGUACUCCACACCCUCCUAGGCUCUGGAUGAGUCAUCGGGUCAGCAGCUGCCCGAUUGUCAGCAUCAACAUCAGCAUCAGGAGCGUUGGGACUUCGUGGGCGCUCUUGGCAAAGUGGCGCGAAUGUUCUUCAGCGCACGCAAGAGCAAUUAGCGCCAUCUAACGACAGGUGCGGCAGACAAGUUAACGCCAUUUAACGGCGAGUGCAGCAGCCAAGCUAGCGCCAUCUAGCGUUCGAUUGUAAAUAUCACUCACAUUUUCAACUUAAUUUAAAGCUUAAUUUAAAAAGAAAACAGCAAAAAAAAGGAAAAAAGAAAAUUCUAUAAAAUUGUUUAGUAAUUUUUAUAUACUAUUUUUUGGCUAAAUGCAAAAUGUUAAAACAUUCAAUGUUGUUAAAUAAUUUGUAAGCUUGUAAAUGAAACUUAAGUGAAGCGAAGGAAAAAAAAAAACAAAACAAAAACAAAACUCACACCCAUUGAAAUUCUAUUUAAAA